Arabidopsis arenosa is the source of this 1985-nucleotide messenger RNA. The record is from the annotation of a GenBank genome assembly. Lineage: Eukaryota; Viridiplantae; Streptophyta; Magnoliopsida; Brassicales; Brassicaceae.
AUCAAACAAUUAUUUAAAGCAACACAUCAAGUGAUUAAAUCUUACCUAAUCUCCGCACUGUUACAAAGAAAAUGCUAAUGAUUCAAGAUCCAAGUCUCCUCAAACCUUUGGUGAAGAAGAGUUCUGCACCAAUUAUCGAUGCUAUCCUCAGAAACGACGUGUCCACUUUACUCAUUCUCGCCGAGGAGAAACCGUCGGUAUUGUGGGAAACAUAUCAUUGGGAGACUCUUGGUGGGACGGUUUUGCACCUCGCAACUAAGCUUGGGCAUAAGGAAAUUGUGGAGACAAUAAUCAAGCUCUCUCCUUCUCUUGUCGUUGUCACCAACCUCAGUGGUGACACUCCUCUUCAUGUUGCUGCUCGUUGGGGGCAUGGAACCAUCAUGACUCAGAUAUUAGCAGCUGAAGAUACAGAGUUCACGGCGCUCAACGAACGAGGAGAAACAGCCUUUGUCGUGGCUUGCCGCUACAAUCACCCUGAUGCUGCUAGUCUCAUUCUCGAAGAAUUACCUUUGAUUACGAUCGGGGAAUUUUGUGCGACCAUUUUUGGAGAAUACAUAGAUCUGGCAACGAAAAUCCUGGCGAGGUUCCCAAACAUAGCUAAAGAGGUUGAUGGAAAACUAUCCACGCCAUUGCAUUAUGCGUGCAAUGUAGACAGCAAAGUGAUGGUAAAAAUGCUGCUAGAGGUUGAUGAAGGACUAGCAGAAAGAGUGAACAGAGACGGGAUCACACCUUUACAUCUGGCGAUUAUGAGAUGUUCAGUUGCAAUCCUGGAGGAGUUUUUUGACAAGGCUCCGACGUCUUUUAACAUACUCACAUCAGCACAAGAAACCGUCUUCCACAUAGCUGCUGAACACGAAAACAUUGAAGCAUUCAUCUUCAUGGCAGAGAAUUGUAUUGAUAGUAGUUCAAUUCUCCUCCAGGUAGAUGGCUUGGGGAACACUGUACUACACGCUGCUGCCAGUUCCAGCUGCCAUCCUGUGAUUUUGUACAUCAUUUAUGAAACAACAAUAGAUCUCUCUGCCAAGAACAACUUCGGUUCUGAAGCCGUUGAUCUUGUCAGCAUAGAUGAGGAAAAUUAUCUUGUGAUAUGCAAGUGGCUCAAGGUUGACGCAAAACGAAUUCGAGACCCUCAAGUUCAAAAUCGUAGUCAAGGGAACGGGUAUAACUACUGGGGAAUGUCAUCAGAAACCGAAUUAAUAAAUAGGAUAAUAAAACUUGAGAGGCGGAUGACAGAAACGUAUAGAGACCCUACACAAAGCGAACGUGAGAUGCAUGCAGAGGCAUUGCAAAGCGCAAGGAACAUGAUCACGAUAGUAGCAGUUUUGAUUGCGUCGCUUGCUUUUACAGGCGGCAUAAAUCCUCCAGGUGGCGUCUACCAAGAAGGACCCUCUAUAGGAAAAUCGACUGCGGGGAAAAUGCUUGCCUUCAAGAUCUUUUCAAUAAGCAACAACAUUGCGUUGUUCGCAUCGCUAUGCAUUGUCGUUCUUCUAGUCAGCAUCAUACCUUACAGGACGAAACCACUCAUGAAAUUCUUGGUUAUAACACAUAGGAUGAUGUGGGUUGCUGUUAUAUCCAUUGCUAUUGCUUAUGUAGCGGCGGCUUGGGUAAUUGUACCGCAUCUCAGAGGAACGAGGUGGUUGUUUUACGCCAUUCUUGCUAUCUCUAGCGUGACAUUAGGGGGUUUGUUUGUGUAUUUAGGCUAUAAGUUGUUUAAACACAUGUCAAAGAAGACAGAAUGGAGGAGGAACAUGUCCACAGUCCCUGUAGUUCCUAACACUUCUGGAACAGUCAACUGGAUUAGUGCAGCCUCAGAUAGGGGAGCCGCUGGUGGGGAAGGUUUUUACAUCUACUGAAAUAUGUAAUGAAGCACACAUGGAUUUGAGCGUGUUAGUCCGAACUUAGAGAGUUUGAAAACUGUAAUUAUAUAUAUUCUCAUCAUGUCAUGUGUAUUAUACCCUUUCUAAUAAUAAAAAAGCUUGCGAAGC